AUGAUCACCCUUUUGUCGACUGCCCUGUUCGGCAGCCAAGUAUAUGCCGCUACGCAGACCGUGUUAGGGCCAGAGGGGGCUGAUCCCUUUACGGUGUUUCGCAGCCCACACUUACCGGCAUAUUCAAUUCGCAUCCAGGAGCAGAAUGACUCGAUCUGUGAUGCUCGUUCACCCCAAUUCACUGGUUGGCUCGACAUUGGCCCGAAGCAUCUUUUCUUUUGGUAUUUUGAAAGCCAGAAUGACCCCUUCCAUGAUCCCCUAACGCUAUGGAUGACUGGGGGCCCAGGAGAUUCGAGUAUGAUUGGACUUUUCGAAGAAGUUGGCCCUUGCCGGAUUAAUGAGUUUGGGAAUGGAACAGAUCACAACCCCUGGGCCUGGACCAAGAAUUCAUCACUUCUUUUUGUUGACCAGCCAGUCGAUGUCGGGUUUUCCUAUAUCGAUGAGGGCUAUGAGCUGCCUCAUGACUCACGUGAAGCCGCGGGCCGGUACAUUCCUUAUCUGGCGACCCAAAUCUUGGAACAAAAUGAACUGUAUAAAGAUAGCCCCAGGAUACCGCUGAAAUCGUGCUUGGUGGGUAACGGAUUCAUGUCACCCAAGGAUGCAACGUUCGGGUAUUGGGAAACACUGUGUACUACUAACCCAGGAGUCCCAUCUCCUAUCUUCAAUGAAACUAGGUGUGAUAUUAUGGCGGCGAAUAUGCCGCACUGUAUGGAUCUAUAUGACAUAUGCAUUCAACACUCAGACCCCGCGAUAUGUCAUGCGGCCCAGUCCGUCUGUUACGAUGGUGUUGUAGGGUGGUAUGAUAACGAGGCCGGCGCUGAUGGCCGUAACAGAUUUGAUAUCACUGCACCUUGUGAGAUCGACGAAAUGUGCUAUAUCGAAGCGGCUCUAAUUGAGAGAUAUUUGAAUUCGCCAUCUGUUUGGGAGGCCCUGUCGCCACCACAACAGGUUACCGAAUACAAAUUCGUCGCUACUUCUGUUAUUGAUGCAUUUGCUCAAUCAGCGGACGGCAUGGUGUCGAGCUCGAAGCAGACCGCUUUCUUACUCGCAAAUAAUGUUGACUUCUUAGCGUAUCAAGGCAACCUUGAUCUCGCCUGUAAUACGGCUGGCAACCUACGUUGGGCGAACUCGCUUUCUUGGAAAGGCCAGACAGAAUUUACAGCAAAGCCCUUACUUCCGUGGGUCUCGAUCAACUCUGGGAGCCAGGAACCUGUGGGGGUUGCGAAGGAAAUUCAGGUUUCGGUCGGUGAAGGGACGGACGAAACGCCACGCUUUGCCUUUGUGACUGUGGACAACGCUGGACACCUGUUGCCCCAAGAUCGGCCGGAUGUAGCGCUUGACAUGAUGAUUCGCUGGAUUACUGGGGCAUCCUUUGUUUAA
Molecule: messenger RNA, 1380 nt
Organism: Aspergillus welwitschiae
Lineage: Eukaryota; Fungi; Ascomycota; Eurotiomycetes; Eurotiales; Aspergillaceae
Gene: cp8
Product: putative carboxypeptidase Y
Exons: 4
Coding region: 1-1380 (459 amino acids)
Biological process (GO): proteolysis
Cellular component (GO): fungal-type vacuole
Molecular function (GO): serine-type carboxypeptidase activity
Source: RefSeq, a predicted model, not a curated record